AAGCCCGGCAGCCAGUCUACAGUCCAAGUAAAAAUGGCGACGCAGGAUGCUCAGGGGAUUUAGGGGAAGGAGGAAUUAAAGUUGGCGGUGGUGAUGAUCCGAGGGCUCGCAGAUAAGUAGGGAUAAAGCAGAUAACUAAACAUGCCCCAAGCCAUGACCCGCGAUGAAUCAUCCUCCCCCGUGCCGUCCCCGUACCUCCGUGGAGCGAGCCCACACACGGCCAAUCACGACGCGAGCGCAUCCCACACGGUGCCCUCCAGCCACGGAUCCCGGAGCGUUCGGGGGGGCCCGUGGGCUUUCGGGGGGGCCAUGGGAGUCAUCAGCUGCGCUGCCACCCACUUCAACAGCCAUUGUGCCGCUCACUCACUUUCAAUAAGCAUUUCGAUUUGCUGGCUAACAGGAUAUGGAGCGGGCUUCUCAAACCCUUUGAGUCCAGAUAUCUGCGGGGGUCCUGUCAUGGAGUGGAUCCCUCACGGGCCAGCAGCAGCCAUCAUGACUCCCCAGACGGGCGUUGUCGAUGGUGGUGGGUACUUCGUACAUCUCCAGGCAGCCAAGCGAGCCAUGGCUCAUCGUUCAUCAAUCUCCGGGCUCGCUAAUAAGGAACCUCUGUCGGGUCAUCACAAGGCCCCCCAAACUCGAUUCCAAUGGACUUGGUAAUAAUGAUCUGUGACUUGCCUGAACAUAAACGUCGACAGUACGAAGUACACCUUUGAAUGCAACCCUACUCUUGUU
This is a messenger RNA of Ilyonectria robusta, 732 nucleotides long. RefSeq lists its product as uncharacterized. The coding region runs from base 142 to 657 and encodes 171 amino acids. NCBI's taxonomy places the organism in Eukaryota, Fungi, Ascomycota, Sordariomycetes, Hypocreales, Nectriaceae. The record is from RefSeq and is a predicted model, not a curated record. The transcript has a single exon.